AUGGCUGGCGGCACACCCGCGGGCGAGCCCACUGUAGGCUCCGGUGAGCCGCGUUUGAAAAGCCUUGCGACUCCCGAAACAAUAAAAACAGGCUGCAUCGCUUGGGUAGAGAAGGAGGGUCAACCGCGACGCGCCGAAAUUCUGAGCAUCAAGACGACGAAGAGCGGCAAACAGUUUUACUGUAAUUUCGAUAACUUCAAUAAGCGACUGGACGAAUGGGUGCCUGUGAUCAGGUUGGACUUCACUCGGGAAGUCGAAUGGCCAAAUCCAGAAAAGGACAAGCCCAAAGACCCGAAGACGAAGAAAGCCACCACUGCACAAUCUAAGAAAACACAGCCUUCAAAAAAAUCUCAAAAGCGACCCAGCAAGCGAGAACAAUCAGUUGCUUCAGAGGCUAACACCCCACAUCCCUGGACUGAUUUCGUAGAGAACCAAAAUCGACAAAAGUCUGCCUCGAUCGGCCCCGAUGGCGAUAGCCAGGCGCGCGCUAGCGUUGACGGAGGCGCAACGCCUGUUGGGGGGGACGAAAUGGAAGUGGAUGAGAGGGAAACAGAUGUGAAGAAGGAGCCUGCGGAGUUCAGUCGCGAGGUCGAGAUCGAGAAGCUUCGAACAUCAGGCUCGAUGACCCAAAACCCAACCGAGGUUUCUCGAAUUCGAAAUAUCUCCAAAGUACAAUUCGGCCGUUUCGAUCUGUAUCCGUGGUAUUUCUCGCCAUACCCUGAGAUUUUUAGCCAGGAAGACGUGAUCUUCAUCUGCGAGUUUUGUCUAAGCUACUACGGAGACAUAAAGGCUUUUACACGACACCGAAAGAAGUGUACGCUACAACACCCACCAGGAAACGAAAUCUAUCGGAAUGAAGAUAUAUCCUUUUUCGAAAUCGAUGGCCGACGACAACGAACGUGGUGCCGCAAUCUUUGUCUCCUGUCCAAGAUGUUUCUUGACCAUAAGACACUGUACUAUGACGUGGACCCUUUCCUGUUUUAUGUCAUGACGACGCGAACCGAAAAGGGAUGUCAUUUGGUGGGAUAUUUCUCCAAGGAGAAGGAAAGCGCAGAUGGGUACAAUGUUGCUUGUAUUUUGACCAUGCCUCAAUACCAGCGCAAGGGUUAUGGCCGACUUCUGAUCCAGUUCUCAUACGAGCUCUCUCGAAUUGAAGGGAAGCUUGGCUCUCCAGAAAAGCCACUAUCGGAUCUGGGUCUGCUGAGUUAUCGACAAUAUUGGUCGGAGAAUAUUUUGGAGCUGCUCAUGGGAUACAACGAACGUGACGAAAAGGUCACAAUCGAAGCAGUUUCUACAGCGCUGGCCAUGACAACGCAGGAUGUGGAGCAUACUCUCCAAGCAUUGCGGAUGCAGGUCUAUCAUAAGAGCGACCAUAAGAUUGUGAUACCGGAGAAGUUGAUUCAGCAACGCGAAAAGACCAAAUUGAAGAGGAAGCGAACCGUGGACCCAACCAAAAUUCAAUGGAAACCUCCGGUGUUUACAGCUUCAAGCCGAACAUGGGGAUGGUGA
Molecule: messenger RNA, 1509 nt
Organism: Fusarium coffeatum
Lineage: Eukaryota; Fungi; Ascomycota; Sordariomycetes; Hypocreales; Nectriaceae
Exons: 2
Coding region: 1-1509 (502 amino acids)
Biological process (GO): regulation of DNA-templated transcription
Molecular function (GO): histone acetyltransferase activity
Source: RefSeq, a predicted model, not a curated record